AUGGUCAAAAUGUCAUUGCCUUUGAUAAUCCUUUUCGUCUUUCUAUCUUUGAUCAUGAUUAACCAUCUUCAAGCGGCUAGUCCUAAAACAUGGUGUGUAGCAAAAAUGACAGCAACGACUGCGCAAUUACAAGAAAAUAUUAUUUUGGGAUGUAAAGAAGUUGAUUGUACGCCAAUCCGACCUGGUGGAUACUGUUUUAAUCCUUAUACUCUUUUAAAUCAUGCUUCGUUUGCGAUGAACGCAUAUUAUCAAAGCCAUAAUCGUACCCAAGAAGCUUGUAGUUUUAAAAAUACUGGCGUAUUUACUAUGAUAGAUCCUAGUUUUGGUACUUGUAAGUAUGGUGCUUAGAAAUAUUUAAGGGGUCUUAAAGA
Molecule: messenger RNA, 371 nt
Organism: Capsella rubella
Lineage: Eukaryota; Viridiplantae; Streptophyta; Magnoliopsida; Brassicales; Brassicaceae
Product: glucan endo-1,3-beta-glucosidase
Exons: 1
Coding region: 1-348 (115 amino acids)
Source: RefSeq, a predicted model, not a curated record